UCAGAGCUAUGACAAUGCUAGUAAUAUGUCUGGCUGCUACCAAGGAUUGCAAACGAGAAUUAAAGAAAUUAGUCCCACAGCAGAUUAUGUGCCUUGCUCAGGUCAUUCAUUACAGCUGGUUGGAACGGGAGCAGCUGACAGCAGCCCAGAAUCCGUUGAAUUCUUUUUAUUAGAGCAAAAUGUUUACGUUUUUUUCUCCGCCUCCACUGAGAGAUGGGCAGUGUUAAUACGCCAUUUACCUGAAGAUGCUUACACUGUUAAGGCACUGUCGGAUACUAGAUGGAGUGCUCGUUCUGACGCAAGUAAAGCUAUAUUCAAGUCUUACCGUGAAAUAAUUUCUGCGUUGACCGAAAUUGGAGAAAAUCCAGACCAGCCCUCAACUGCACGGGUUGAGGCAAAUUCCAUCGCUAAGCAACUUCAAAAGCUUGAAACUGCGAUACUGCUGCUUUUUUGGAACAAAGUUUUAGACAAAUUUCAUCGUUACAGCAAAAAACUUCAAACAGAAGGCUUGGACUUACAAAGUGUGCUAAACUUGUAUGUUUCCUUAAAAGCUUUUGGGACGUCUUUGCGUAAUGAAAAUGAAUUUAGUAAGAUUGAAAAAGAAGCUAAACAACUGUGUGGCUCCAAUGAAUACAAAAAAGAUCAAUCCAGGUCGACGAAACCAAAACUUCCAUUCGGUGAAAGUACCAAAAAUCAUACAGAAUUCUCCGGUCGAGAGUCAUUCAUUUUCAAUGUAUAUUAUGCAGCUCUCGACAAAAUCUGUACCAGUUUGUCGGACAAGAUAAAAAUUUAUUCAGAUCUUAAUGAAGAUUUUGGAUUUUUAUGGAAUCUGCUGAAUUUACAUAAAAGCGAUAUCUCAAAGCAUGCAAAAAAACUUCAAGAAAAAUAUAGCGACGAUCUUGACAAAACUUUUCCGGAGGAAUGCGUCUGUUUCGCCUUUUUCCUGGAAGAAUACAAAGAAAUGGAUCCAAAUGCUGUCAAAGAUUUUGGCAAUCCCCAAGCUCUUUUGAAGUUUCUAAAAUCAAAUCGAAUUGAAGACUAUCCAAAUGUAAAUAUAAGUCUUCGUAUCUUUUUGUGUAUGGCUGUCACCAACUGCACUGGUGAAAGGUCGUUUUCGGUUCUUAAACGAGUGAAAAAUCAUUUGCAGACAACCAAGAAGCAAGACUUUCUUAAUUCCUCCGCUCUGCUCUAUAUUGAGAACGAACUCUUACAAACUCUUGACUUUAGUGGUAUAAUCAGUGACUUUGCAGCAGCUAAAGCCCGAAGAAAAACAUUUGUUUAGGUAAGCGUCCCAAAAAUUACAUUUUAAUUUGAAUAUCUAAUACCUUAUGUCGAAUAAGUGCCUAUUAAACUGUCAUUUUCACAUAA
Molecule: messenger RNA, 1368 nt
Organism: Bemisia tabaci
Lineage: Eukaryota; Metazoa; Arthropoda; Insecta; Hemiptera; Aleyrodidae
Source: RefSeq, a predicted model, not a curated record